Heterobasidion irregulare TC 32-1 is the source of this 846-nucleotide messenger RNA. RefSeq lists its product as uncharacterized. NCBI's taxonomy places the organism in Eukaryota, Fungi, Basidiomycota, Agaricomycetes, Russulales, Bondarzewiaceae. The record is from RefSeq and is a predicted model, not a curated record. Bases 1 to 846 code for a protein of 281 amino acids. The transcript is spliced from 4 exons.
AUGAAGGCUAGAGACUAUUGCUGCUGCGCGAUUCCAACCGUCAAUGCCGGGGUUUACGCAGUCCUCACCGAACAAUUCUCAUUAGGUAUAAUUGCUGGGACAUUAGCCAUUGCCACGCCUUCGAUCGUGGGUGCUGCGACGCCGUCCUACGCCUCGUGGAUAUUUGCCAUCAUCUGUUAUGUGGGUGCUGGCAUCCAGCUUUUCGGUUUCAUGGGCGUCGCUAGGGAGAAGCCUAUUGUCUUCCGCCGCUAUGUCACACUCCACAUCAUGAUCACAGUUGCUGCGUUCUCGGUCGCAGCCGUCUGGAUUGCUCUGUCCGCAAGCCGCCAUGGAUCUUCCAAAACAAAGUGUAUCUCGAGGUUCUUCUCCUCUGGAGGUGCUGCCAGUGAUCAGUUAUGCGAAAUCUUCCCAUGGGUGGAUGUCGGUAUCAUGGGUGGUCUUUGGCUCCUUUUGGCCAUUUCGCAGUUCUAUUUCUACACUGUUAUCUCAGGGUACGGCGCUGGUCAGCGUGAAGACCACGGAAAGUAUGAUUCGAUAUACUCCGUCAAGCCACUCAACAACAGCAUACCAAUGACGAACCGUAAUGAUCCCUGGGACUCACGCGACUCUUUUGAUGCCUCGAGACUGCGUAACGGGCAUAUGAGACAAGAAAGCGCCGCUAGUGACACCGCUAUGCUUAGUGGGCCUUAUGGGCAACCCUUUCCCGACAGCCCUUCUUAUCCUUCAGGCGUAUACACUCAAGACCCUCAACCCACUCCCCAAUACAACCCUUAUAACGACCCGUACUACUCUCACCCAGGUGGACUCAACAAGCCCGAACAAGUCCAAGCUCAUCCCGGUCAGUAA